This is a messenger RNA of Staurois parvus, 357 nucleotides long. The record is from the annotation of a GenBank genome assembly. NCBI's taxonomy places the organism in Eukaryota, Metazoa, Chordata, Amphibia, Anura, Ranidae.
AUGACAUUGUAUUGUGUAUUUUCAGGUGUCCAGUCCGCAGAACAACUUACCCAGUCAGAGCCAGUGGUGAUAAAGCCGGGGAACUCUCACACACUGACCUGUAAAGCGUCUGGAUUCACUUUCAGCAGCUACUGGAUGAGCUGGGUCAGAGAGAUUGGAGGAAAAUUACAAUGGCUGUGUCGUAUCAGUGAUGGAUCGGGUACCAUAAAUUAUCAUGAUGAUGUUAAAGGAAGAUUCACAAUCUCCAGAGAUAACAGUAAUAACAUGUUGUAUCUGAAAAUGGACAAGAUGAAAGUUGAAGACACUGCAUUGCAUUACUGUGCAAGAGACACACUGAUCAAAACAUUGCUUAGAUAG